AUGGAGGAAUUGAAUUUAGAUUUGCAGCUCAAUGUGGGUGCACAUGGUACUGGUACAAGAUUGCCUCCCAUUGAGGAGCAAGUGAUCAGCAUGAAGCUGGUUACUCCCGCCAAGGGAACACUAGAGAUUUCAAAAGAAAAAGAUCCGGAACUGUUUUAUCUAGCUCGUUCUGGUCUUGGGGGACUUGGAGUGAUUGCUGAAGUCACAAUCCAAUGUGUUGAGAGACUCGAGCUUGUGGAGCAUACAUUUGUCUCUGAUAUGAAUGAGAAUAGAAAAAAUCACAAGAAAAGGCUCGCUGAAAAUAAGCAUGUGAAAUACUUGAGGAUUCCAUACAUAGAUACAGUUGUGGUUGUGAGUUGCAACCCUGUUUCAAAGUGGAGAGGUCCAACUAAGUACAAACCUAAAUAUGGAAAGGAUGAAGCACUACAGCCUGUUCGUGAACUCUACCAGGAGUCACUCAAGAAAUAUGCAGCUGUAGGAACAGCUGCUCAAUUUUCACCAAGUAAUGAACCAGGCAUAAAUGAGCUUUCAUUCACUGAACUGAGGGAUAAACUUCUUUCACUUGAUCCACUCAAUAAAGAGCAUGUCAUAAAGGUCAAUCAUGCCGAAGCUGAAUUCUGGAAGAAGUCCGAGGGUUACAGAGUGGGUUGGAGUGAUGAAAUUCUGGGAUUUGAUUGUGGUGGCCAACAAUGGGUCUCAGAGACCUGUUUCCCUGCAGGAACCUUACCUAAGCCAAGCAUGGAAGACCUUAAAUACAUUGAAGAUUUGAAGCAGCUCAUUGAGAGGGAAGGGAUACCAGCACCUGCUCCUAUAGAGCAGAGGUGGACUGCACGGAGUAAGAGCCCUGUGAGUCCUACUUCAAGCACAGGGGAAGAAGACAUAUUCUCUUGGGUGGGAAUAAUCAUGUACCUUCCUACAAUGGAUGCCCGCCAGAGAAAGGAAAUUACGGAGGAGUUCUUCCAUUACAGGCGCUUGACUCAGUCACGGUUAUGGGAUGAAUAUUCUUCUUAUGAACAUUGGGCUAAGAUUGAGGUUCCGAAGGACAAGGAAGAGCUUGCAACCCUCCAAGAGAGAUUAAAGAAGCGCUUUCCAGUUGAUACGUACAACAAAGUUCGGAGGGAGUUGGACCCCCACAAAAUCUUUUCUAAUGCCAUGUGUUAG
Molecule: messenger RNA, 1161 nt
Organism: Telopea speciosissima
Lineage: Eukaryota; Viridiplantae; Streptophyta; Magnoliopsida; Proteales; Proteaceae
Product: L-galactono-1,4-lactone dehydrogenase, mitochondrial-like
Exons: 6
Coding region: 1-1161 (386 amino acids)
Cellular component (GO): membrane
Molecular function (GO): flavin adenine dinucleotide binding; galactonolactone dehydrogenase activity; D-arabinono-1,4-lactone oxidase activity
Source: RefSeq, a predicted model, not a curated record